This is a messenger RNA of Drosophila busckii, 2222 nucleotides long. It is a transcript of the gene Uba2, whose product is annotated as SUMO-activating enzyme subunit 2. Gene Ontology annotation, biological process: protein sumoylation. The record is from RefSeq and is a predicted model, not a curated record. The transcript has 4 exons. Lineage: Eukaryota; Metazoa; Arthropoda; Insecta; Diptera; Drosophilidae. The coding region runs from base 79 to 2172 and encodes 697 amino acids. Gene Ontology annotation, cellular component: cytoplasm; SUMO activating enzyme complex. Gene Ontology annotation, molecular function: SUMO activating enzyme activity.
UCUGUUUACGAGCCGGCGUCAUUUUGCAAAGCGAAAAAAUUGCUAUUUUUUCACAACAAUUGUAAGAAAAUAAAAGUAAUGGCUGCAGCAAUUGAUGGUGUGCUGCCUGCAACACUACAGGAAUUGGUAAAAAAAUCAAAAAUUCUGGUUGUGGGCGCCGGUGGCAUUGGCUGUGAGGUGCUGAAAAAUCUUGUACUUAGCGGCUUUACAGAAAUUGAAAUUAUCGAUUUGGAUACCAUUGACUUGAGCAAUCUGAAUCGACAGUUUUUGUUUCAUCGCGAGCAUGUGGGCAAGUCAAAGGCGCGCGUGGCAAAAGAGAGUGCGCUCAGCUUUAAUCCGGAUGCAAAUAUAACAGCAUAUCACGACAGUGUGACCUCUACGGACUAUGGUGUGAGUUUCUUCAAAAAAUUUGAUGUGGUGCUCAGUGCUUUGGAUAAUCGAGCGGCGCGUAAUCAUGUGAAUCGCAUGUGCUUAAAUGCUGACGUUCCAUUGAUUGAAAGCGGAACCUCUGGGUACAAUGGCCAAGUGGAGUUGAUUAAGCGAGGCCUUACUCAGUGCUAUGAGUGCACACCUAAGGAGAAACAACGCAGUUUUCCAGGUUGUACCAUACGCAAUACACCAUCCGAGCCAAUACACUGCAUUGUCUGGGCCAAGCAUUUGUUCAAUCAACUUUUUGGCGAAUCUGUUGAGGAUGAGGAUAUUUCGCCCGAUGCCGCUGAUCCGGAAGCACAGGAAGAUGCUGAUAAACAGGCAGAUGGAGAUGCCUCUUCUGAACUCGAGUCUAAGGCAGUGGAGUCUGCCAAUGGUAAUGUGGUGCGCAUUAAUACUCGCCAGUGGGCCAAGGAUUGUAACUAUGAUGCGGGCAAGUUGUUUAAUAAGUUCUUCAAUGAUGACAUCAAUUAUUUGCUGAAAAUGUCGAAUCUCUGGAAGACCCGCAAGGCGCCAGAGCCCGUGCAAUGGGAGACACUACUCCCAGAGGGUAUAACUAACACUGAAUCCCUAUCAGAGCUUGCGCGUCAGCAUCAUAAGCUCUGGAGCGUGGAGGAGUGUGCACAAGUGUUUGCGCAUGCCCUUAAGGAAUUAAGUGCUGCUCUCAAGCUGGAGGCGGAUAAUAUUUUGGUCUGGGACAAGGACUUUCCGCCAUCCAUGGACUUUGUGGCAGCAUGCGCAAAUGUGCGCUCUCAAAUCUUCAAUAUAGAGCGCAAGACACGUUUCGAGAUCAAAUCCAUGGCAGGCAACAUUAUACCCGCCAUAGCAACAACAAAUGCAAUUACGGCAGGCAUCUCAGUCAUGCGUGCUUUUAGCGUACUUAAUGCCAAGUGGGAACAGUGCAAGGCUGUCUAUGCGCGCCUACGCCUUAAUGGACGUCAACAGUUUCUCGUUCCCGACGGCUUCUUUCCACCACCCAAUCCCAAUUGUUAUGUGUGCGCGAGCGAUCCGGCCAUCACUUUGCGUAUUGAUACCAAGCGCGUGCAGAUGAAAGCAUUCCGUGAUGAUGUGCUUAUUAAAACCUUGAACAUGCUUAAUCCGGAUGUUACCGUGGAAUCUACGGGCUCAAUAGCCAUCUCCUCGGAGGAAGGGGAAACCACUUGCAAUGAACCAAAAUUGCUCAGCGAGAUGAACAUUGUCGAUGGUGUUAUACUUAAAUGCGAUGACUUCUUUCAAAACUAUGAGCUUAGCAUUAUUAUAGCGCACUUUGAUGCCGAGCGUGAUGAAGCUCUUUUCGAAGUUAUAGCUGAUAAAAGUCAAUUGCAACCCAAGGAGGAGGAGCCUGAGCAGCCGAAGGAGCAGGAGCCCAGCUCUAGAAAACGUGCAGCCAAUGGCUCCGAUAUUACCGAUGAAGGUCCCUCAACUUCGAAGCGCAGUCGUCCUACGGAGAUUGACGACAGCGACGACGAUUGUCUGGUUGUGGAAGAAGAUGAAGACGCGGAGGAGGAGCAGAAAUCUAAGCUGGAUGAUGUGGCUGAAGUGGUAAGCGAUGCCACAGCUAAGCUUAGCGUGGAAAGCAUUCCCAAGACUGCCGCUAAACGAAAACCCACUAUUGAAUCGGAGCAAGAGGAUAUCAUGGAAAUACUCGAUUCGUCGGACGAAGAGCCGGCCGUACCAACAAAAAGAAAGCGCACAAAACUGGAUGAUGAUACGUCCUGUGUAGAAGUCAUCAGUAUUGAUUGAUUUAUAUAUGCAAAAAAACCUUAAUUUAACAAAAUAAAGAGUAUUUUAAG